This is a messenger RNA of Arvicola amphibius (Eurasian water vole), 2292 nucleotides long. RefSeq names its product WD repeat-containing protein 49-like. Gene Ontology annotation, molecular function: protein binding. The coding region runs from base 1 to 2292 and encodes 763 amino acids. Lineage: Eukaryota; Metazoa; Chordata; Mammalia; Rodentia; Cricetidae. The transcript is spliced from 20 exons. The record is from RefSeq and is a predicted model, not a curated record.
AUGCAGCUGGACUCGGAGGAGGCAAGGGCUGACAUGGAGCACGUUCGCCUGGCUGCAGGUGCCACAAUGAGCCUGCGGCUGUGGCAGCAGCAUCUGGGAGAUGCCAAGAGGCAGAAUAGCGGCAACAUUGAAAACGACAGGUUUCUGCCACAGAGACUUCCCGGUUCUCCUGAGGACUCAGAAAGCCUGUGGCAGAGUCGGUUCGCUAUGGGAGCGACAAACGUGAAGGAAAAGCUAGAAGAAAUAAGGAACGCUGGGAAGACUGUCAAGAAGGGGAAAAGCUCAGCAUCGCUUGCUCUGCCCCCAAGGCGGGCAGAAUGCAAUCACACUGUGUUCAGCAUCCAUAAGGGAGUCAAGGCGUUCUCCUUCUGUAGGGAAAAGAACCUGCUGGUGACGGGAGGGAUGGAUCGACUCGUCAGGGUCUGGAAUCCUUAUCUGCCUGGAAAACCAACAGGUGUGCUGAGAGGCCACACGGCUCCUGUGGCAUAUGUACACGUAUCUUUGGAAGAAAAUAAAGUGUUUUCCAUGUCUGCUGACAACACUGUCAAGAUAUGGGAUCUGGAGACCCAUGGCUGCUGCUUUACCGCCUCAUCCAAAGCCAGUGGCAUCAAGGGAGAACUCUCGGCCUGCCUCUACCUCCCUAGACCUAGAACCCUGUGCGUGGCCACAGAUACCCUGGCUUUUCUUCAUCUGAAAGUGGGAUCUGUCCCAGAGCCCCACCUGGUGCGUUCCCACCAAGAGCCUGUGGUGUGCUGCAGGUACAACCCAGCCUUCAGGCACGUGGUCAGCUGCUGUGAAGCAUCCGUAGUGAAAGUGUGGGACUUUGACACAGGAAGACAGGUGUCCGAGUUUAUUGGGUGUCAUGGCAAUGCCAGCGUCACCUGUCUGACUUUUGACUCCAGCGGAAGAAGGCUCGUUACUGGGGGCAGAGAUGGCUGUCUGAAAAUAUGGAACUACAACAAUGGAAAUUGUCUCCACACCCUUCAGCACGAUGGAAGUCAAAGUGAGGUCUGUGACUGUACCUACAUGGAGGUGAACCAAACUAGGUGUGUCGUAGCUGUUGGAUGGGACAGAAGAGUAAAUGUGUAUUUUGACACACCUCGUGAUUUUCAUCAUUUCUGGAAGCCUCAACCCCGCUGGCAGGAUGACCUGAGCCACGGGCACAAAGAGGACAUCCUUUGCGUGGCCCAGUGCCCGCCUUUUCUUCUGGCCACCUCCAGUUAUGAUGGAGAGAUAAUAGUUUGGAAUGUCAUCUCAGGCCACAUGUACUGCAAGCUGAACCCUCCCAGUCCCGUGGAUGGCCAGGACCACAGAGAAGGCCCAGACAGAAGUGUCUCUCGACUGGCCUUCCUAAAGACUCGGGCAAGGAAGCUGGACUCAACAGCUGCUUCCCUCAUCAGCAAUGGGCCCGGAGGGUCUGUCACUUUCUGGAAGCUCUUUAGUGGGGCUGGCCUCAUUGCAAACUUCACACAGUCCAAAGGGAAAGCCCAGGUGAGCAGCAUCGUGGUGACGGCAGGAGACACCCUCAUCUACCUGGCCGACCAGCAGGGCUUUGUGCAUGUCUAUGACAUCCAGGAGUACGGCCUCCGGGGACCAGAGCUGCGGGCUCCCAAGACGGUGACAUCCUGGAGGGCUCAUGUCAGCAUGGUGACAUCUCUGGAGCUGAUAGAGGAAGAUAGCAUCUUACUGUCUUCCUCCCUUGACUGCACUGUACGCCUCUGGAGCAAAGAUGGUGCAUACAUAGGGACCUUUGGGCAGAGUCGCCCCUGGGAUGUUUUCACCCCUGCCUCCUGGAGUCACCCAAGAGUCCCCUUUGAGAUUUUGACAGACCCUCAAAGCAUGCCCACUUACCCAAUACUGGAAACAGAUAUUCCCGCCGGGUGCUCGGAAGGACGCCAGGAGCCAGACGCUGUGAUGGAGGAGAAGGUCCUGUUUGAGACUGCAAAGACCCAGAACCUUCCCUCCCCUGAAGGUCCCACUGGUGAAGCAGAGGCGAAAGAAGAUAAAAGCCGCUGGUCUGCGUUUUGCCGUGGCAGACUGCUACCAGCACAAAGAAAGCCUCGCUGGAAGGUGCCCGAGCUCAAAUGGCCCAGCAUUUACCAGGCCCUCCAAUGCCACGAGGUCCCCUGUGUGUCUGCUCUCGGGGAGAAGCCAGAUCUGUCCGUCAUUGGUUCUGACAUGUUCACCACCGACAUGUUCACCACCGAGGGUUUCUGUGGCCAGGAAAGAGAAGCGGAGCUGCUGGGAAGGAAGGAGCACUCACUCUGGGGCAGUUUCUUUCCUGAGUGCUAA